UUUCAUAAUGUACUGUGGCUUGCAUGACCAAGUGGAAACAAUGGAAGACGCUCAAAACCAGAGAAUCGGGGUGAGAAAAUACAACAAAUCUGAGUUUCCACGCCUACGAUGGACUCCUGAACUUCAAGAACUCUUUGUCGAUGCCGUCCGAAGCCUCGGAGGAAAAGAAAAAGCAACGCCAAAGCGAAUUUUGCAGACAAUGAGUGUGAAGGGACUGAAGAUUUCUCACAUCAAAAGCCAUCUACAGAUGUAUAGAAGCAUGAAAGAUCGUGAUCAAAUCGAUAUCUUUGUACGGACAAGGCAGUACUCGUCAAUGAAGCACUUGCAGGAAAUUCAUGCCCAAGAUCGUAGCAGAGUCUUCUCAACUUUCUUCCCUCAAAGGCCAGUAGGAAAUGAGUGGAUGGAUUUUAAUCAUGAAAUAUGUUCUCAAAGAAGAGAUGGACUUCGACAAACAAAAGAAGAAACUAGCGAGAACAACGCUCUUCAGGAUACACAUAUUUCAUUAUUGAACAACCGGCCUAAGGUAAACGAAAAGUUUGGGCUGCAUCAAUUCUGUGCUCUCUCAUUACCUUAUACUCCAAUAAUUCCAAGAGUAGAAGAAAAAGAUGUGGCGAUUUGGCAGGUAGCUAAUAGUCGAAGUAUUUCCCAUUCUAAUUCCACUUGUACCUCCAGUGACAUUCAAGACGUUCACUCUAUCCAAGCCAACGACAUAAACUUGGACCUAACCAUCUGAGAAACUUUUUCCACCUCCAUUAGAAUUUUGAACUAGUUAGCUAAAUACUAUCACUAUUCCUUUAUAUUCUAUUUAUUUUCCCUCUGCAUGUUAAUUAUAUAGCUAGUGAUCUUAUACACAUAUAUCUAUCUAUCUAUCUAUAAAUAAAGAUUUAUUAAUUUUGGA
Morus notabilis is the source of this 898-nucleotide messenger RNA. RefSeq names its product transcription factor HHO5. NCBI's taxonomy places the organism in Eukaryota, Viridiplantae, Streptophyta, Magnoliopsida, Rosales, Moraceae. The record is from RefSeq and is a predicted model, not a curated record. Bases 8 to 733 code for a protein of 241 amino acids. The transcript is spliced from 5 exons. Gene Ontology annotation, molecular function: DNA binding; DNA-binding transcription factor activity.